CCUUAAGAGAUGUUAGUUUUUCAACUGAAUUUAGCUAAUAUCAGCUAGUUAGGAGUGAAGUGUGAAAGUUCUGUUUAAAAGUUUAGAUUGGUUAAUCCAUCUGGCUCUUUUGGUUUCCUGUUAAUUGUGCUUCAAAGUUAACUCCUUAUCCCCUCCCUUGUGGAUCCUUACUACAGUUUGCCUGUCCAGCAGGCAUUCCUUCCCAAACAUCCAUUCUGCUCUUGGAUGGGUUUUCCAGAUUCCCACUACUGGCUGUAGGUCAGAUCCCCUGCUUCCUUUCAGCUUAACUCUAAUUCUGUGUGUAAUGUAGUUCCUGCCUCAAAUUUUUCCUUUCAUUCACUGUUUGGAUAGGACCUAUCGUUCCUUCUGAGAUGUGGCACCUAGAGUCACUCCUAAAGGAUAGGCACUGCAAGUGAAACUGUGGAAGCAAGCCUGGCAAUUUGUGGCCUGAGCAAGUAAAAGGACAAACAGUAGAUAACUUUUUAUUAUACUAGUAAAAUAGAGAUAAAAUGAAUAUGUGCCAUAUGAAAUUACUGAAGGAGUUAAUGUAAGAUACAUAAAACUCAUCAGCAUGUAAGAAGCACACAGUGAAUGUUAACCAUCAUUAUUAUCAUAGUUAGAGUCUGUUGCAUUUUUCCAAGAGCAUAACAUUCAGGCAGUGAGCUUCAUUUUAUUUUGUUUUGUUUUUUUAAUAAACUAGAGAUUUGCAGUUACUUGUAGUUAUGAAAAAGAAAUGGUCUUACAUUUUUUCUCAGCAGAGUUGUUAGACUAUAUUUGUCAUUAUAGAUAAGAGCAGAUGCCCAUAAACUGAUCUCGAGUUUAUCAGAAGUGACAUUGAUGAUGUUUACAAGGAAGUCAGAAAGCUUCCUGCUUGGUUAUCCAUUUGUCACAGAACUUCAGAAUUACAUGGCAUCUUACAUAAGAUACCAGAUGACAAUUUUAGCAUUCCAGAAGGUGAAGAAGAUCUGGCAAAAGCAAUUCAGAUGGUCCAAGAACAGGCUACCGAUACUCAGAUUUUGGAGCAGAAAACAGUCCUUCCUUCAAAGCAACCAGUACCUGAAGUAAUAGAAGACUUUCUCUGCAAUUUCCUAAUCAAAAUGGGAAUGACCAGAACCCUUGAUUGUUUUCAGUCUGAAUGGUAUGAGUUAAUACAGAAGGGACUAACUGAACUUAGAGAUCUUGGGAAUGUUCCAGAUGUCUACACCCAGAAUAUGCUUUUAGAAAAUGAGAACAAAAAUUUGAAGAAAGACUUGAAACACUACAAACAGGCAGCUGACAAGGCUAGAGAAGACCUGCUGAAAACUCAAAAAGAACGCGAUUUUCAUCGAAUGCACCACAAGCGAAUAGUCCAGGAAAAAAACAAGUUAAUUAAUGACCUCAAAGGGUUGAAGUUACAUUAUGCAUCUUAUGAACCAACUAUAAGGGUGUUACAUGAGAAGCACCACACUUUACUGAAGCAGAAAAUGCUGACCUCUCUGGAAAGAGACAGAGCAGUUGGGCAGAUUUCUGGGCUUCAAGCAACAUUGAAGAAUAUGGAAAUGGGGCAUAAUUACCAUGCUUCUGAAAUUAGAGUUGUUCCUAAGCGUGAAAAAGAAAAUGCACUGGAAGGUCCUACUCAGAAAGGUCUUCGUGAAGCCAGGGAGAAAAACAAAAGUAACACAAAGAUAAAAGAUAAUACAAAGGAUUCAGAAUUUCCCACAGAUAUGCAACCAAAUCCAAACCUGUAUUUAUAUAAAGAAAAUAUUUGUCCAGCAAAAGUUGACUACAAGCUGAAUAACAUUUUUAGACUUCAUGAACUUCCAGUGAGCUGCAUCAUCAUGCACCCCUGCAAAGACAUCCUGAUCUCCUGUGGGGAGGACCGCCUCUGGAAGGUGGUGGGACUACCCAAAGGCAACGUGCUUCUCACAGGAUUUGGCCACACUGACUGGCUUUCUGACUGUUGCUUCCAUCCCAGUGGCAACAAGUUGGCUACUUCAAGUGGUGACACUACAGUUAAAUUAUGGGACCUGUCUAAAGGCAAUUGCAUUUUGACCUUUGAAGGACACAACCAUGCAGUAUGGUCCUGCACAUGGCACUCCUGUGGUGAUUUUGUGGCUUCUUCCUCAUUGGAUACAACCAGUAAAAUCUGGGAUGUUAAUAGUGAAAGAUGCAGAUGCACUUUGUACGGACAUGUGGAUUCUGUGAACAGCAUUGAGUUUUUUCCUGGUUCCAACACUCUUCUCACAGGUUCUGCAGAUAAGACCCUGUCUGUAUGGGAUGCGAGAACAGGUAACUGUGAGCAAUCACUUUAUGGUCAUAUGCAUUCUGUCAAUGAUGCCACCUUCACUCCUAGGGGUCAUAUGAUAGCAUCCUGUGAUGCCUGUGGAGUAAUAAAACUAUGGGACUUUCGGAAGCUCUUACCAAUUGUAUCCAUUGAUGUAGGUCCAAGUCCUGGCAAUGAGGUGAACUUUGAUUCAUCAGGUCGAGUUUUAGCUCAGGCGAGUGGCAAUGGGGUUAUCCAUUUGCUGGAUCUUAAAUCAGGGCAGAUUCACAAAUUGAUGGGCCACGAGAGUGAGGCUCACACAGUCGUGUUUUCUCAUGACGGAGAGUAUUUGUUUUCCGGAGGUUCUGACGGCACCGUUCGAACGUGGUCUUGAUGGUCAGCAUAUCCCACUACAGAGGGCAUUCCCUUUAAGGCUUGAAAAUACCUUGCGUAGUACCAGAUCAGGAAAUAUCUGGUUAAAUAUGCAAGCAGGUAACAUUUACAAUUUGCCUGCAAACAUGCUUUGGACAUGUAUUUUAGUGCUCGUACUGUUACCAAUAAAAAAAUAACUUUUGCUCAUUUA
This is a messenger RNA of Felis catus (domestic cat), 2825 nucleotides long. It is a transcript of the gene SPAG16, whose product is annotated as sperm associated antigen 16. Gene Ontology annotation, cellular component: axonemal central apparatus. Gene Ontology annotation, biological process: axoneme assembly. The transcript has 15 exons. The record is from RefSeq and is a predicted model, not a curated record. Bases 984 to 2636 code for a protein of 550 amino acids. Gene Ontology annotation, molecular function: protein binding. NCBI's taxonomy places the organism in Eukaryota, Metazoa, Chordata, Mammalia, Carnivora, Felidae.